GCAGGAGCAUGUGUGUGUCCUGAGAGGCCCACUGCUACUCUAGUGUGACGAGGGAGCACAGCCAGUUUAAGAUGAGCACAGAAACAACAGAGGAUUUUUAUGAAUCGGAGGACGAAGAUGAGGCCACGCAAUAUGUAAUUGAACAAAGUCUGAUGCAGUACAGAAAGCUUAAAGGAUUAAACCCAAGUGAUCUGAAACCCAGCAAAGACCCAGAUGAAAUUUUCAAAGCCAUCAAAGAGGGUGAUGAAGUUGCUCUGAGGAAACUAACAGAGCAGCUAGAGCUUCUGGCCAGAGUCGAUGAGCGAGGAUGGAUCCCUCUGCACGAGGCCGCAGUAAAGGAUGACAGAAGGAUACUAGAGAUGCUCUUCUCAGCAUCACCACCAGGAGCAGCUCAGUGUCGUUCUCUGAAGGGUGAGACGCCUUUGUUUCUAGCGGUGGUCCACGGAAUUCGUGAGAACGCCACGUUCCUGUUACAGAACGGUUGUGACCCAGAUGUGCAGAAUGAUGAGCAGGAUUCUCCCUUGGUGGCAGCCAUUCUGAAUGAUCAGUAUGACUUGGCCACACUUUUGCUUCGUUACAACGCCAAAACGGAUCAAACAGGACCACUAAACAGGACCGCGCUACAUGAGUCUGCCUUUUUAGGCUUGGACAACUUUGUGCAUCUGCUGUUGGAGUCGGGUGCUGACCCAAAUGCUCUCGAUAUCAAAAAGAAAACUCCACUUUCUUUGGCUGCACAGAAUGGACACCUGAAUGUGGUGGAGGCUCUACUGCAAAAAGGAGCCCGUUUGUGGUCUGAAUCCGAGUCAGAGUCAGGUACUACUUUGUUUGAUGCAGCAGCAUCAGGACAUCCAGACAUUAUCACCUUGCUGCUGGACCAUGGAGCAGAUCCCAACCUCCAGCUUCACAAUGGACACCUGCCAAUACACCGAGCGGCCUAUCACGGACACAGACUAGCAUUGGAAGUCCUCAUCCCAGUGACAAAGAUGCAAGCUGUCAAAGAAAGUGGAAUGAGUCCUCUUCAUUCUGCAGCUGCUGGGGGACACACUCAAUGUGUUGAAAUACUGCUGAAAGCUGGCUAUGACCCAAACUUCAUGCUGCACCCAAGGGUGCGUCGCAGCUACGAUGAUGACCACAGGUCUGCCCUCUUUCUUGCUGUGUCCAAUAGUGAUCUUCACUGCACCCACUUGCUGUUAGAGUCUGGAGCAAUGGUCAACCAAGAUCCCAUCAGCUGCCUACAGGUGGCUCUCAGACAGGGAAACUAUGAACUCAUCAACAUCUUGUUGAGAUACGGGGCAAAUGUCAACUACUACUCACGUGUCAACACUACUCACUUCCCCUCGGCGCUGCAAUACGCCUUGAACGAUGAGGUCAUGCUGAGAAUGAUUCUGAACCACGGUUAUGACGUAAAGCGCUGCUUUGACUGUCCUUUUGGAGAGAGUUCCCAUGGUUAUGCACCUUGGACAACAUCAGUCUUCAAAGACAUGGUGUUCUGUGAGGUGAUAACAGUGUCAUGGCUAAAGCACCUGUCUGCCCAGGUGGUGCGCAUCAUGCUGGACUACACUGACCACGUCUCCUUCUGCCCCAAACUAAAGGAGACCUUGCAGGAGCAAAAGCAGUGGCCAGAAAUCUGUCACAUCCUAAGAAAUGCACGAAGCCUGAAGCACCUGUGUCGGUUGCAGAUAAGGGAGCACCUCAAUUGUUUGCGCUUGAGAGCGCCUGUUUUUAUCAACUUCCUUCCACUUCCACCCAGGCUGAAAGACUACCUACGCUUUAAGGAGUUUGAUGUUUACAGCAGAGGGAGCAUGGUUAUCCCCUAAUGAAAAAAAAUCAAAGAAAACUAAGUUACAGUUUUAGUAAAAAUCUAAUUUGUUUUUUGUUAUUGUGUUUUAAAUUUUCACUUUAUGUGAUUUUCUUGUGAUUAUAACACUGGGUCAUGUUAGAAGAGAUAUAAAGUGUAUACAUAGAAAGUUUGACCUUCUUUUACAGUGACUUUUUUGGUUAGAUGAUACAACAAAUAUAAAUGUUUGGUCAUUUGGGGGGGGGGGGGCUUUGUCUCUUUGACCCCACUUUGUAGCCAAAGAAAGAAUUACAAGUGAAGGUGGUCUCCAUCACCAUGUACUAAAGUUAUCAUUUAAUAGCUAUAAAGGAGUUUUUAAAAAGUAAAAAGAAAAAAAUAAUAAUAAGAAAGAUUUAAAAAAUCCUAAACAAAUGUGUUUUUAAUCAAAGUAAUUCACAAAUACUAAGUACAACUUUGCAUAAUAAACGUUAAACUG
Molecule: messenger RNA, 2273 nt
Organism: Nothobranchius furzeri (turquoise killifish)
Lineage: Eukaryota; Metazoa; Chordata; Actinopteri; Cyprinodontiformes; Nothobranchiidae
Gene: asb14b
Product: ankyrin repeat and SOCS box containing 14b
Biological process (GO): intracellular signal transduction
Molecular function (GO): protein binding
Source: RefSeq, a predicted model, not a curated record